Lolium perenne is the source of this 1314-nucleotide messenger RNA. RefSeq lists its product as uncharacterized. The record is from RefSeq and is a predicted model, not a curated record. Lineage: Eukaryota; Viridiplantae; Streptophyta; Magnoliopsida; Poales; Poaceae.
CACAUCAGAUCAGAAGGCAGAGCUAAUUGGAGCUCAGCCCUUUUGACUCCCGGUCUCCCACCACAGUCCACAGCUCGUCCUCGGCUCCUCUGCUCGCACAAAUCAAAGCACAACGGAGGGAAACCCAAAGCCACUCCCCACAGUCUCUUCCAUUCCAACUGCAAGAAGCAAAGAGGACAGCCUAGCUAAGCUCGGCAAGAAGCAAGGAGGACAGCGGAGGCAUGGGCUGCUGUGUCAGCAAGAAGCUCCGCGAGCCGCCGGGCGCGGCCAGCGAAGAACACCGGAGGAAGGUCGUCGAGGCACGCGACCUGCCGCCGCCGGAGGAGGAGAAGGUCAAGGAGGUGCUCUCGGAGACGCCGCGGGUCAAGCCGCGGCCUAAGCCCAAGCGAGUCGCUGGCGCCAGCGCCGUAGUGGCGCCGUCGGCGGAGAAGAAUGCCAACGCGAAGGACGGCGUCGCCAGGGUAAAGGACGGUGGUGGCGGCGACAGGGUCCGCAGGGCAGCGCGGCCUGCGCGUUCCCUCGAGGAGAAGUCGGAGGCGGCGUCCGAGUCGUCGGCCGCGACCACGGCGACGGGGCCCGACCGGUCGCCGUCCAAGCCGCCCAGGUACAGGCAGGGAGCCACGUCCGGCGAGCCCAGGCGCGCCAGGCGGGACCGCUCUGCCGCCGCUCCUGGCGGGCGCGCGUCUCCGUCGCCGCCGCCGCCGAGGCGCGAGCCCGGACGGAGGUCGCCGUCGCCCGCGGCGAAGCGGUCGCAGGACCAGCCCCGCGACGCCGCGGCCUCCUGCGCGCAGCGGAAACCGCCUGUGCCCGCGAGGCCGUGCGGCCGCGCGCCAACGCCGCGGCGUGCGCAGGAGGCGCCUCCCCAGCCAUCGCCGACGCCGGCGCAGUCACUGUCACACGGCUGUGCGUCACCACCGACGCCCCAGGCGCCGGUGCAGCAGGAUGCUCCCCAAGACAGCGACGGCGGCGCCUCGGGUGCUGACGGUGACGGCGAGGGGAAGGAGUCGUUGGAGAACCCCCUGGUGUCCAUGGAAUGCUUUAUCUUCCUGUAGCACCAUCUAAUCCGCAGGUAAGUACUGCAUUGUUACCGUUAGGAGUAACCAGGUUCAGGAACUUCAUUUCGGCGAGUGACAUUUAGGCAAUCCCGUCGGUAAUUUUGUCCGUCCUGUACAUGUUAGCGCCGCCGUCUGGUUGAAACCCGAUGGCUUGGCUUGGUUGUGCUGCCAUGGUUGAUGACUUAUGUAAUCCGUAGACUGUAGCUCUGUAAUGAACUGUACUAUCUCUUUCCUUCCUAGUAUCCAUUAAUUCCGCUCC